Messenger RNA from Ogataea polymorpha, 1946 nucleotides. RefSeq lists its product as uncharacterized. The coding region runs from base 56 to 1045 and encodes 329 amino acids. Gene Ontology annotation, cellular component: monopolin complex; chromosome, centromeric core domain; nucleolus. The transcript has a single exon. Lineage: Eukaryota; Fungi; Ascomycota; Pichiomycetes; Pichiales; Pichiaceae. Gene Ontology annotation, biological process: meiotic sister chromatid segregation; regulation of DNA-templated transcription; homologous chromosome segregation. The record is from RefSeq and is a predicted model, not a curated record. Gene Ontology annotation, molecular function: microtubule site clamp; sequence-specific DNA binding; protein binding.
GAGGACAGCAAAGCGCGCUGAAUCACCCAAUAAACGCACCACUAGGGCUAAGUCUAUGGAGAGGGGACACGACGAGACUGGUCAACCCGUGCCUGAGCCCGAGCCCAACGGAAACGAUGACGGAGUAGAUAAUCCUAGCGCUAGUCAGGAUCAGAAAGAAAAUCAGGAACCGCAAAGCAAGGAUAGCAAAGACCCAGCUGGAAAAAAACCACUCUCACCUAUUCCUGGACUCGAGAAUCCACUGAUGACACCAUCAAAGCGUUUAUUUGAUAGUCCGGAGCGUUCGUCAUUGCUUUCUCCUACAAAGACGCGUCCAGAAUUUAAGUUGCCUUCUGAGGCUGCGGUGUCCCAAUUGGUUCAGCGUAAGGACUUGAAGACGCUUACAAAUAUUCUCAACGACCUAACUACAUCGAAAACUGAAAGAAUGUUUCAGGAGUACAAAAAGCUAUCAGAACGAAAGCAACAGAUUAGUGAGACACUAAUCAACAACCUAACAAAAGAAAACCAAAAGCUACGCACAAGUAUCAAAUCGCUGCAGGUGAAUAAGCAGAAUUCAAAAGAGACAGAUCUAUUAAAACGACAAAUUGAGUCUCUCAAGCACGAAAAUACACGUUUGAGCUCCGAAAUCGAGUCGCUGAGCGCCAAGCGCGGCUCUAACCAAUCAACAAUCGACAAUGCGGUGGCAGAACUUGAUCUUAUAGGCACAAAACUGGAAAUCACUGAGCUAUUAACAGGACUUACAUGCCAAGAGUAUAUUGAAGACUCUGAGAACAUGAUAUUCAAGAUGAAGCAGCAGGGAGAGACUUGUUUUCUGAUUUAUCAACUUUUGAUCAGCAAGACGGGGGCUGGAGAAAUUGUUUACAUUCCAAUAAUGAAGCAUGAGGAAAGCCAGUCGGGGACGGAUCGCAAAGAGUGGACUGAGAAUCUGAACAAGCUUGAAAAAGUUCUGCCGGAUUACUUGCUGGACAAUUUGACAUUCCCAUCCAAUACACUUUAUAACUUCUACAAUAAGCUGGGAAGAUCACUCAACAGGAAAGUGGAAUGAAAAAAUUACAGACAGUGUCUUGAUUUCUACAUGAGAAAUUAUCUAUUCACAGGGAGACGGUGAUGGUGCCAUCUGCGUUCUUGUGCACUUUUAAUGAUUUGAGCAGUUCGGACUUGUCUUUCUUGAGUCCUUUGCGGGCUUUCUUGAGAACUUUGUAGAGCGAUUCAGACCCAGAAACAAACGAUGCAAGCGAUGGCUCGGCGGACUUGGUCUUUGAUGUUUGCUUAUUGUCUCUUUUCUUAGGUUCAGACAACUGAGGUUCUUGGGCUUCCUGUUUGUUUUUGAAAGACCCGAAUUUAGGAGCUUUCCAGCCUUUCUCGUAUUUUUCAGCUUCCGUUAUACAACUGGUAUGACUAUUGUGGUCGUUAUUGUAGAAUGUUGUAUUGCAAUCAAUACAUGUAAAAUAUGCACCAUUACAUUGUCUUUGAUGCACCGCCAGCUUCUUCUUGACCACUGUAUCGUUGCAAACCUCGCACGAAAAGGAAACCAUUUGAUCUGUAUGAUUUUUUUUUCGUUUUUUUAUUUUCUAGCAUUAGCAAAAAAUCGGCACUGCCUCAAAACACAUUAUCAGAUUCCCCAGGAAGUCUUUCGACUCUCUUUGGUUCCCAAUUCUCGUGCUCAUCCAGAAGGCCUUGAAGUUUGUAGUAUUCUUCUUUAAUAUCAACCUUCCGCUUUUUCUUAGCAAGGUCCAGUGCUUGUUGCUCGUCAAGUUCUUUCACUUUCUCGUCUCUUUGCUCGUAACGCAAUGCCGUGAAUUUGGAGAGAAUCACCGAACCAAAGGCCACAGACAACAUCAUCGGAAGACCGAGAUACAGAAACGAAUUCUUCUUAACUAGGGCUUGAUAGCGGCCUAUGAAAGAGCGUUCGUAUUCUGCCUGCUGGCGCUUGGAACGAAAUGUCU